CUUCACCCAAAACCCCCCACACCGAUGUUUGUGGAUAGUGGGGAUGCACGAUUCGCAUCUCCUCCGCCCUUCUCCCCCUAACAACUCACCCGGCCGCAAUCCUGGACUCAAGGAGGAGAUGGCGCCGCGGCACUCCUGACCACCAUUACUCCCCUCCACCCUACGCAGACGAGGCCGGCGUGGAAUUAGCAGCGCUCCUACCGCCAUCCGCUAACCUUGACGGUGUCUCCUAUUCGCGUGACAAGCCUCGACUCACCCCUGCCGCACGUACCCGUCGCCGACAGAAGCUCUGCCAGCUCCUCGAAGCCGACAUGAAGUUCUCCCACAGCAUCCAGUUCAAUGCCGUGCCCGACUGGUCCUCGCACUACAUCGCCUACUCUAAUCUCAAGAAGCUAAUUUACCAGCUCGAGAAGCAAGUCAAUGCCAAAGCCAACUUGGAGCGGACGCAGAGCCACGAUGCCGAAUCAUCCCCCCUCUUGACCAAUGGAGACAUCCAGGACCCAGACAAGGUUUUCUCGCGCAAGCUGGAUGACGAGCUGGAGAAGAUAUGCGGCUUCUACCGCAUGAAAGAGCUGGAGAUCUAUGGCGAGGUGGAUGCCUUGUUGAAAGAUGUAGAGGAGUUCGAGGCGGAACAUGAAGAGGGCGAGCGGGAUGGCGAGGGGGGUGGUGUAAGGAGGCAGAGUGUGUGGGCGCGCGCACGACAACAGAGCAUUUUUCGCAGCUUUCAAAUGCCUCCCAAGCGACGUCGACCGUCCACAAUGGGCAGUCAGAACCGCACGAUCCCCGAAGAGGACGAUAGUGAGGGCGAGGACGAGGAUGAGCGCACAUCCCUGAGCAAAAGCCAGACGCUCGACCGCCAGCAGGCUACGCGAGGCAAAGACCUGGCGAGCGGAGAGCAGCUUGAUCGCACUUCUGAAGAUCUCCCCACGUCGCCCGAGCUGUCGCGACGGAGGCCAAGUGUAGCCUUCAACGACUUCGGAGACGACACCCUCCUGCAGGCACUGUAUGACGAGGGCAUCACGCUGAAGAAGCGCAUUGUAAAUCUCUACGUCAACGUCUGCGAAUUGCGCUCCUUCAUCCAGCUCAACGAGACUGGCUUCAGUAAAGUGCUGAAGAAGUACGACAAGACGCUCGACCGCAACCUGAAGGCGCGCUACGUUAAUGCCAAUGUCAAACCAGCCUACCCCUUCCAAUCGAGCACGAUGGAUCAUCUGUCCGAAAAUCUCACGCGCAUCGAGAAAGCAUACGCCGCGAUCGUCACCAAAGAUGAUGUGGACAGCGCACGACAGGAACUUCGCCUACAUCUGCGCGAGCACGUCGUGUGGGAGCGCAAUACGGUCUGGCGAGAGAUGAUUGGCAUCGAGCGCAAAGCGCAAGCUGCGAAUCUGGGCAUUCGGAAUACGAUGUUAGGGCAGGCGAACGAUCCCAAGAAAGCACGCUUGCAGGGCGAUGAGCAAGACGGCUCAUUCAAGGAAGUCCUCACGCCGCUGGGUAGGACGCAGUGUCCGAAGUUCCUCCUUUCCGGCACGUUCUGGGUGCUCGUUGCUGUGAUUGUCGUCUUCGCGGUGCUCCUCGCCGUGCCGACUAUGGAGAAGCCCGAACAACAAAACUGUCUUGCUCUGGUCGUAUUCGUGAGCUUGCUCUGGGCAACAGAGGCCAUCCCCCUCUUCGUUACCUCCCUCCUCGUCCCCUUCCUCGUCGUCAUCCUGCAAGUCGUGCGGGAAGACGCAAAGCCGCACCACCGCCUCACCUCCAAACAAGCGACCAGCUACAUCUUCUCCGCCAUGUGGACGCCCGUCAUCAUGCUCUUACUGGGAGGCUUCACCAUCGCCGCCGCCCUCAGCAAGUACAACAUUGCCAAGAUGAUGGCGACGUUUGUGCUCAGCAAGGCCGGGACGAAGCCGCGGACGGUGCUGCUGACGAGCAUGGGCGUCGCGACGUUUGCGAGCAUGUGGAUUUCGAAUGUCGCGGCGCCGGUGUUGUGUUUUAGUAUUAUUCAGCCCAUCCUCCGCAACCUCCCAUCCGACAGCGACAUGUCCAAAGCGCUGCUCCUAGGCAUCGCACUGGCCUCCAACAUGGGCGGCGCAGCGUCUCCAAUUGCCUCGCCGCAAAACCUCAUCGCCCUUCAAAACAUGAACCCGCAGCCAGGCUGGGGCAUAUGGUUCUUCAUCGCCCUGCCCGUAUGCAUCAUCACCAUCAUCUUCAUCUGGCUGCUACUGCUCGUCACCUUCCGCCCAGGCCGCAACACGACCAUCGUGCCCAUCCGGCCGAUGAGAGACAAGUUCUCCGGAAUCCAAUGGUUCAUCUCCAUCGUCACGCUCGCGACCAUCGUCCUGUGGUGCCUCAGCCACCAAUUGGAAGGCUUCUUUGGCGACAUGGGUGUCAUUGCCAUUAUCCCCAUCGCUCUCUUCUUCGGCACCGGCAUCCUGACGAAAGAAGACUUCAACAACUUCCUCUGGACCAUCAUCAUCCUCGCCGCGGGUGGACUGGCUCUCGGCAAAGCAGUCAACAGCUCAGGCUUGCUGCACACCAUCGCCACCAGCAUCACCGGCAAAGUGGAAGGGCUGAGUCUGUACGGCGUGAUGUGUGUGUUCGCCGCGCUGAUAGCAGUGGUAGCGACGUUCAUCAGCCAUACUGUCGCGGCGUUGAUUAUCUUGCCUCUCGUGCAGCAAGUUGGCGAGGGCAUGAGUGAUCCUCAUCCGAACUUGCUGGUGAUGGGAUCGGUCCUGAUGGCUUCUGCCGCGAUGGGGUUGCCGACUUCCGGCUUUCCGAAUAUGACGGCCAUCAUGAUGGAGGAUUCGCAGACCGGCCAACGCUACCUGCAAGUCCGGCAUUUCCUCACUCGAGGCAUUCCCAGCAGUGUGAUUGCGUAUGUGGUGAUUAUUACCCUUGGAUAUGGACUGAUGUACGCCGCCGGGUUGUAAUGAGUCGUCAUUUGGUUGUUUCCGGAGUGUUUGAUAUCCGCUGCAGAAGAAAGUUGGAUAGACCGUGGAAUGCAUCAGUAGUGCCGCCUCCCCAGGAGCCUUUUCUUUCUCAUCAAGCAUCAUCACCUUCCGGAUCCUCCUCGCCAUACAUUUCUUCCUCCUUCUGCUCGCGUGCAGAAGCGGCUGUACCACUAGGAGCACCCGCAGCAGCUUUCUCCUCCUCCAUCCGCUUAGUUAGAAAGACAUUGACAUCCCCUUGAACUUGGGAAAUCCCGGUUCGCAAAGCCUGCAGAAACUCUGUCUUUUCUUGCACGCUUUGGGUUUUGGUGUCGGUUGACUCGGAGGGGAGCUGGGAUGUGAAGAGGUGAGUUGUGUCUGGGGAGUUGUAAUUUGCCGUGAGGGCUGAUUUAGACAUUUUUGAUGGGAUAUUGGUUGUGUUUGGUUUCUUG
Neohortaea acidophila is the source of this 3373-nucleotide messenger RNA. Its product is annotated as SPX domain-containing protein. The record is from RefSeq and is a predicted model, not a curated record. The transcript is spliced from 4 exons. Gene Ontology annotation, biological process: monoatomic anion transmembrane transport; phosphate ion transport; polyphosphate metabolic process. Gene Ontology annotation, cellular component: membrane. Gene Ontology annotation, molecular function: phosphate transmembrane transporter activity. NCBI's taxonomy places the organism in Eukaryota, Fungi, Ascomycota, Dothideomycetes, Mycosphaerellales, Teratosphaeriaceae. The coding region runs from base 312 to 2924 and encodes 870 amino acids.